This is a messenger RNA of Limanda limanda (common dab), 2494 nucleotides long. It is a transcript of the gene gask1b, whose product is annotated as golgi associated kinase 1B. Gene Ontology annotation, cellular component: Golgi apparatus. Lineage: Eukaryota; Metazoa; Chordata; Actinopteri; Pleuronectiformes; Pleuronectidae. The record is from RefSeq and is a predicted model, not a curated record. Bases 128 to 1636 code for a protein of 502 amino acids. The transcript is spliced from 4 exons.
CCAGCACUGUGCCCUAUAGUGGCCACGAGUCCUCCCUUCCAGGAUGCGUUUGGGAAGUUGUGUGCUCCUCCCUGGUUCGAGUCUGGCUCAAAAAAGACACUCAACCAUGAAGAUAACAUAAGUUCUAAUGGGGAAGUCUCGCUCUCUCUGGCUGUGCUUCCCUGUCCUGAGACUGACGAGCAGCUUCUGGAGGUGCCCUCUCUCCAGGAGGAGUUUGAUCAUCGCGACCCUAUGUGCGGUCUAUCUGCUUUUUGUGGUUUCAUACGUGGGAUACUCUCAGCAGCAGCGGGACAGACGGACAGACAACCACAAGUACCGACACACCCGGGGACUGGAGACCGACGGUGCCUUCCUGGACUCUGCGGACCUGCCCACCGGGGAGAGCUCGGUGGUCCCGACCCGGUCCAACGUGGUGUACAUCACACUCAAGUUCAAGCGCCUGAAACCUGCGAAUAUUCGGGGCACAAUCAGGCCAAAGCUCAGGAGGAAGCUGAGGAAGACCAAAUCGGCCAGUUCUGCUUUUACGCACGACAAACUUGGCGCUUUGGAGCGAGACGCGGGGCAGGUUAACCACCACUUUGCACCCAAGACUUCCUGGAAGGAAACCAGGGAUGUGGAUUAUAAAUCUCUAGAUGUAAUCCACAGAGAUGAGGUGGAUAACACAAGCUCCAUACGGAUCUACAGCCAGCGCGCACCGCAGUGGCUCAGCGCACAGGACGUGGGAGCCAUGCGCUUUCUGGCUGAUGCCAAAGUUUUACGCAUCAGAGAAGUUUCUCGCGGGGAGUCUCCAUCCCCUCUCCUGGUGUUUGAGGGGGAGACCAGGACCAGGGGAAACCACACCCGGGGCAGGGUGUGCGUGGGGCGGUGUGGAGUCAUCUCCAGCCCCGGGGACACCACCGAGGUCUUUGCUUUCCAUCUGGACAGAGUGCUGGGGCUGAACAGGACGCUACCGGCCGUGGGAAGAAAGUUCAGGUUUCUACACGACGGCCAGCCAUGUCCAGUGGCGUUAUGGGACGCGUCUCUGUACCCAGAGGGUCUCGCUGCAGGCCGGGCCACCGUGAGGCUGACAUGGGGGGGCUACCAGAGAUCCCUGAAGCAAAGGUGUUGGCUUAGAAACAUCAACCCGAGGCCCGACUCCGACUGCUGCUCGAUUCAUCACUUUGAGUGGAGCAAACUCGCUCUGUUUGACUUCUUGUUACAGAUUCACAACCGUCUGGACGGGAGCUGCUGUGGGUUCCGGCCCCGGCAGGAGGACGAGUGCGUGGAGCUCGGACCCCGUGCUGAGUGCAGGGACCCGGAGCGCCUCCACCUGGCCAACAUCUUCCACAGGGGUCACGACCCCAGACACCUGGUGUUCACCAACAACAAGGGCUUCUUUGACCGCAACGAAGACAACCUGGACUUCAGGCUCCUGGAGGGCAUCACUGAUCUCCCGGAGCAGGCGGUGUCGGUGCUGAGGAGCAGGAGGCUGAGGGAGCGACUCCUCCAGUCUCUGUUCCUGGACCAGACGUACUGGGAGAGCCAGGGUGGCCGACAGGGCAUCGACAAGCUGAUCGACGUAAUCGAGAGGCGGGCGAAGGUCCUCCUCACCUACAUCAACGCACACGGGAUCAAAGUCAUCACAAUGAACGCGUGACGAGGUCCAAAAAAACAUUUUUUAUCGUAGUCUGGAUAAAAAACAUCAGGUAAUUAUUAUACAUAACGUAAUUUAUCACAAGAGUAUGAGAGCAUAAAUAUGUGUGGCCCUGAUCUUCAGGAUCAUGUGCUUUUAAAUGGAAUAUUAUAAAAAUCAAACAGGACAAAGAAGUAAUUAUACAAUUUCUAUAUUUAUUUGAAAAAAAAUGAAUUCUCUUAAUGAAGGACUUAUUAUGAAUCACCCACUAACCUGUAUUUGCAAAGCAUUAAAUUAAUCAAUGGAUGUAAGGGAAUAUAUCUGAACUCAGCAUUUUCACGAGAUACUGAGAGACUCUUUAAAUUAACUGAUGUAUGACAUUUACUUUGACUCUCACUGAAGGAAACUAAUUAGUUUUUCUUCCGUCUGCCGAGUCUUCUCUCGUUUCUCCCCCCCGAGGCCAAAAGGCCGUCGUCAUUAUGUAAAGAACACGCUUCCGUUAUCGCUUCUCCUCCUCCUGAGGCCUUCCAGAAACUAUCAUUCUCACCGUGAACGACGAGAAAGAACGACACGAUAAGUUAUUGUCUGAAUGUGGCGUCGAACAUUUUACACUGCAGGAUAAGUUAUUGAAUCUUUUAUAUCUUAAAAACGCCCAAAUGUGAACAUUUGUCAUGAUGAUUGGAGGAGAACUGGGACAGUGACUGUACAUUUUAAACUGAAGGAUUUUAAGUUCAAGAACUUUUCUUUUCUCUUGUAACUUUAUUUCAAUACAAAAACACUGCUUUUUCCAUAACCCUUUGUUUUUAUUGUAUUUAUUUAUUUUUGUACUUUGUUUUCUAAUUAUUGAAGCUGUCAAUAAAAGUUUGUUUUGUGUCAAAAGUU